Copidosoma floridanum is the source of this 2114-nucleotide messenger RNA. RefSeq lists its product as uncharacterized. Lineage: Eukaryota; Metazoa; Arthropoda; Insecta; Hymenoptera; Encyrtidae. The record is from RefSeq and is a predicted model, not a curated record.
GCUGUCGCUAUAGUCGGUAAAUUAUGGUAUCAUACGCGUUUCAAGUUGUACUUGCGCCUUUCAUUUAUUUAUUCAUUUAAUCAUCGUUAAGUUAACAUACCGUAGGACCGUAGUAGAUUUAGUAAGUACGCAAUGUGUUGAUAAGUACGUCAGUGAAACGAAACAGUUAAAAUAUUGGGUAUAAGACAACGGAGAGCGACCGGAAAUGUCCAGUGCGGAAUCGCGUAUUUCGGAAUUUUCCGAUAGAAUCUCAAGUACACCUUCCUUCGAUGGAAUUAUCAACAAUAAUAACAACAGCAACAAUUUAAGGAGUUUCUUCAGGAUUUUCAACUUCAUGUUCGCAUAACCUCUAAGUACAUACUUGUUUUCUUACAUUACUAUUUUAACGGAUAGUCCGGAGUUGGUCAAAUUUAAGUUAAUCAGUAAAAAACAACAAUGGGCAAAGAAGUUUAUUUUUACUACUCGAUGACGCUUAUCGUACUGGCCGCGGGCAUUGGUCACUUUACUGCAAGUGUCCAAGCUGUUGCAAUCUCGGACACAAACAUGCUCCAAAUGAUAAGCGUUUGUCCGUCCGUGUCGUUUGUAAAUGGUUCGUAUUAUUUAACCGAGUGCAGUACUACGUUGUACCACAAUAAGUACACCGGAGACGGUAGCGUUCCCAAAUGUAUGGUAAUCUACGACAUAAUGAAUAGGAUAUGUACUUACCAGAGCACAGUGAACAUUAACGAUAAGCUCCAAUUGCCACACAGUGCCAAUGAUUUUGAUGCCCAUUUGAAAAAACUUGAACCAAAACCUAGUGAUAACAUUGAUAUUGAAGAUAGUCUGUGUAACAGUAUAGAAUCUCUGUUCCACAAACUAGAAAGCAUCAAUGUUCAGCCUGUCAAAGAAGUUAUACCAUAUAAAGAAGAGUAUGUAAAUAAAAUACUAUUGAAGAGAAGUGAUUGUAAAUAUGUUUGUCACGAUCCUAAAGAGGUGAAUAAGUUAUGCAUGGUACUUUAUUGGGCAAACCAACUGUUUUCUACUGUGCCACCUGUGCAGGGUAACAGCAUCAAUAAAGAUAAGUUAGCUGUAGUAAAAAAUGCAUCAACUGUUAAUGGUGCUUUGCAAACAACAAAAGAAACAUUGGCUACAGUAGUUAAAAGUAAAGGUGUAGUUCAUACCAGUGAGACUGAGUUAGCAAAACCAAAGGUUGAGCAACAAAAAAAUAAACAAGUUGUAGACCCAGUGAAAAAUGCUGAUAAAGGAAUUUCUGAUAUAACUAAAAAAACAGAAUACCAAAAGCAAGAAAAUAUUGAUAGUACCAAGAUUGAUAAUGCUGGUAAAUUAGAACAGACUCUUAUUCCUGCGAUGGUGAGCAGCAGUAAAGAUAAACAAAGUUUACCAUCUCCUAGUGACAAAAAACCAGAACCCAAGAUUUCAGAUGACAAUGAAAAUCACAUGCAGCCAAUUUUACAGUCAGAAGACAACCCUGAAGAAGAAGUAGUCCAUGCUUCUGAAGAUCAAAAAAAUAAGAAAAACGAUGAUCCACCAAAAGAUUUUGAUCAAAGUCUUGAACCAGAAGCUGGGGAUAAAUUAAAUGAAAUGGAAAAAGAGGAAAGACCCUUACCAGAUGACGAUCAAGAAGAUUCCCUCAUACCGUAUCAAAAUAAACGAAAAUCUUAUUCAGUAGACAAGGAAGUGGAAUCACACGUUUUUGGAUAUUUUUUUCUCAUGAUAAUGUGUUGCAUCUUUAUGUACAUUGGCUAUUCAAAUAAACAAAAGAUUUUGGCAAUGGUUUUAGAAGGAAGACGUGGAAGAAGAGGUCGAGGAAAUAGAAGAAGGCCAAGUACUGCUAGUUAUAGAAAACUUGAUUCCAACUUAGAAGAGGCUGUUACAUCACAGUGCAGUGCUAAUGUUACUCACGUCAUUUACUGAAUGAGAAUAGUUGAGUGAAAUCUUAAGUUUUAAAUAUUACUUGGUGAUAUUGAAUUUAAGAUGCUUGAGACUUUGUGUCAUCGUUUAUAAGUUACAACGCAAUCCUAAGGCUUGCAUAAGAGUGAGUGUAGAUUUUUUUUCAUGCUUUUAUGUCUAUUUAGUUGUUAAUUAAAAAUAAUUGAUACUUUGAGUCAGAAAUG